CUUCUUGGCUUCUGCAUUCUAUGACGUAAUGAUAUUAUAUUCAUUGGCAAUUAAUGAAACAAUCGCUGAGGGAGGAGAUGUAUAUGACGGUCAUGCUGUUACCAAGAAAAUGUGGAACAGGACAUUCGACGGGUUAUACGGAAAAGUGAAAAUCAAUGAGAACGGUGAUCGUGAUUCAGAGUACUCCCUUUGGGACAUGACAGAUACGGAGAACGGUACAUUCGAGGUGGUUGGUAACUUUUAUUUAACAUCAUCUGGAUUGAAAUACACACCAGUCCCUGGUAAAUCAAUUAAAUGGCCAGGAGGUGCAACUGGACCUCCGAGAGAUACACCGCUCUGUGGAUUCUACAAUGAAAAUCCUGAAUGUCAACCUGACGGGAGGCUUUCAACUCUUGCCAUUUCUGGGAUAGCUGCAGCCUCAGUGAUACUCUUAUCGGUUCUUAUCCUAGUCCUUGUAUACAGGAAAAUGCGUCUAGAUGCUGAACUUCUUCGUAUGUCUUGGAAGCUGUCUUGGGAUGAACUUGUAUUUCCGGAAGAAACCAAGUCGGGACAGUCAAAGUUUUCUGGCUCUUUCGUAACCUCCAUUGGACAUGGAACAUCACAUCAGAGACAGAUGUUCGCAACUGUAGCCAACUUUAAGGGUCGACUGGUGAUGAUCAGGAGGAUUGAGAAAACAAAACUAGAUUUAACUCGGGAUGUACUAAAAGAACUUAAUUAUAUGCGUCAAGUGGAGCACAAUAACCUCGUUCGUUUUGUGGGCGCAUGCGUUGAUGCCCCAAACAUUUCAAUAAUUUCAGAGUACUGCCCCAAAGGAAGUCUUCAGGACAUCGUGGAAAAUGAGGCUUUACAACUCGACAAUAUGUUUAAGAAUUCUCUCAUUACUGAUGUUAUGCGUGGACUGCACUACCUACACAACAGUGUUAUCGUUCUUCAUGGUAGACUAUCAUCAUCAAACUGCGUGGUCGACAGCCGGUUCGUUCUCAAGCUCACUGACUACGGACUCGCCACAUUUAGAGACAUCGAUAACAGCGAAGAUCAUUCGGCAAAGAACCCACAGAAAAUGCUAUGGAAAUCUCCCGAAAUACUGAGAUCACCCGAUCAACAGCCAACUCAGAAGGGCGACAUCUAUAGUGUCGGUAUUAUCAUGCAAGAAAUCGUCUCAAGAGCGCGCCCAUUCGAGGAAGAAAGAAACACAAUGGAAAUAGAUGAAAUCAUUAAGAAGCUGAAAGAGACGAAUGUGCCCCCUUUCCGUCCUAAGAUUGACCCUCAAAUGUGUACUGAUGAAAUUCGGUCUAUCAUACAAGCAUGUUGGCAGGAAAUACCAGAGAAUAGACCAGCAACUACGGAUUUACUGUCAAGCAUGAAGAAAAUCAACAAGCAUCUUGCUGGUGGAAACAUCCUUGACAACUUGUUGAGUCGCAUGGAACAGUAUGCCACUAACCUCGAAUCAUUGGUGGAAGAAAGAACAGCCGCGUUCUUAGAGGAAAAGAAGAGAUCAGAGACCCUCCUCUAUGAAGUCCUACCAAGAUCUGUAGCCGAGCAACUCAAACAAGGGUCAUCAGUGAAUCCAGAGUCUUAUGAAAGUGUGACAAUCUACUUCAGUGAUAUCGUAGGGUUCACAUCUAUCUCAGCUGAUAGCACACCACUACAGGUCGUCACUUUGCUCAAUGACCUCUACACAUGUUUUGAUAGUAUCAUUGGAAAUUUCGACGUUUAUAAGGUUGAGACAAUCGGUGAUGCGUACAUGGUGGUGUCUGGUCUACCUAUCAGGAAUGGGAUUCAACACGUCAAGGAGAUUGCUUCUAUGGCACUGUCUCUAGUCAGGGAAGCAUAUAAAUUCAGAAUCAGACAUAAGCCGGAAGAGAAACUCCUUCUCAGGGUCGGAGUUCACUCAGGUGCUUGCGUGGCAGGUGUGGUAGGUCUACGUAUGCCUAGGUAUUGUCUUUUUGGAGAUACGGUGAAUACAGCCUCACGUAUGGAGUCUACAGGCCAAGCAAUGAAAGUUCACAUUAGUGAGUCGACAAAGACUUUGCUUGAUACGUUCAAGAACUUUGAGACAGAACCCCGUGGUGAGGUAGUCCUGAAGGGUAAAGGCUCUCAACGAACAUAUUGGUUGACUGCCCAAGCAUCUACAAGCUUUAUAACCCACUCUGUUCCUGAUAUUGAAGUCUAAGAAGAAGUAAGGGCGGGUCUAGGAUACCAAUGGGGGUGGGGCGGUGGGUCUGACAAGCAAAACAAAAUGCUUCUGUUUCCCAUUAGAGAUCUGCACCUUCUAAGUAGUUACAUGUAUGAUUAAAAUGGAUCAUUUGUCAUUGAUUGUCCUAUAAUAGUCAUUCAAACAGCGAGCAUUUAAUAAUUAAUGGUAGGGGUAUUAUUAAUUGUUUACUCCCUCUUUCUCCAAAUCACUCUUGAUCAUGGAUUAUUAUUAUUUAAUUCUCGAUCGAUGUUCUUCAUGCAGUUGAUGUGUUUACGUGUAUUCGUUACAUGUAAUUAUGCAGGUAAGGAAAUUGCAUUCAUGUAAAAAAUAACUUCCUUAACUUCAUCCGCCUUCUGAGUGUAUAUGGGUCAAAGGCAUUACAACCAGAAUAGGCAUGUCUUUCAAUCUGUAUUUGACGAUACAGCUUUUAACGCAAAGUCUUAUUUAAAUACAUUUUACAUAAUUUGCUACGAAUGUGUUUUUUCAUAAAAACUAUCUCAGAAAUUAGAUCUAUACGUAUUCCACACAAUCGAAGUAAUAUUCCGAUACUGUGCACUGGAUGUACAAGUGUCUUUAUUUGAAUGGAUAUUCAUCUCUAUUGACACAUGCAAAAGAUCUGUUCUUUAUUGACCUUCAUGACGAUUACUGCUCGUUUUGAAGCUUUUCGAUUAAUCAGACUUUUGAAUCCUGAUCUUUUCGUGAUGGUAUUAUCAUAACAAGCAUGGUAUCAUUUUAAAGAGAAUUGAAUGAUCUUUUGAAUGUUAUUAGAUAUGCACUGUGUAAAAUUGGUAGUUGGGAGCAAUUAAUGGCCAAACGCAGAUUUCCAAACAUUUUUUGAGGGGUUUUAGUAAAAUAUCAGUUUCAUCAAAAACAUUACUUUCUCUAGGUAAAUGUGGGGGCCAGUCCCAUUUUUUUUCUUCUUGUGUUCUUUUUCUUUUUUUGCCUUAAUACAUAAGCACUCCGAUAUGUCCGAUGUAUGAAAAGACGUGUCAGAUGUUUUAUCCGACAAAGUCUAUUUUAUCCGAUCGUUCCUACCGUCCUUAUAAGCCAAUAAAAUAUAAGGAAAGUUGUCGACAAAAUGCUGAUCAAACGCUCAAUCGGAGACUAUACAAUAAGGUUCAAAACCUCUCAAAAUAUCCGCUAAAUUAAUGACAUGACUUUGAUGUAAAGUGUAUCGAAUGAUAUUUACUAUUAUUAAGCGUAUCAGACAUCUGAGCAGGGCAAAUUUAUUACAUUAUUGCUUGCUUAAGACUAAAUUGAU
This is a messenger RNA of Lytechinus variegatus (green sea urchin), 3458 nucleotides long. Its product is annotated as atrial natriuretic peptide receptor 1-like. Gene Ontology annotation, molecular function: peptide hormone binding; natriuretic peptide receptor activity; ATP binding. The transcript has 19 exons. The record is from RefSeq and is a predicted model, not a curated record. The coding region runs from base 29 to 2173 and encodes 714 amino acids. Gene Ontology annotation, cellular component: membrane. Lineage: Eukaryota; Metazoa; Echinodermata; Echinoidea; Temnopleuroida; Toxopneustidae. Gene Ontology annotation, biological process: cGMP biosynthetic process; protein phosphorylation; intracellular signal transduction.